CAACACGGAACACUUAUUGUUAUUGUGCGUGUAGUAAUAUUUAUGUAAAAUAUAAAAUGCUUAUUUUAAGCAAAUAUCUAAAAUAUUAAUAAAGAAUAAAUAUGUAGAAAUAUUGUAGUGAAUUGUAAGUGUAUAAAAAGUGCAUAAUACGGAAGAAACACUAACCAUAAGUCGAGAAAUUGCAAAAUUAAAUUUGCAAAAUUUUCAACUUUAAAUGCAAAUAUCUCGAAAACUAUAAGUUUGCGGCGGCAAUAAUUUUACAUAUAUUCUUAAUCUGGAGCAUCAGCACUAUCCAACCAUACCACUUUUAACCCUGAAAUCGUGGGAUGGUAUACUAAAGUUUCCCCAAAAUUUUACAGCGGGUGCAAAACGACAACUAAUUAAAGCAGUGGAAGAGUGGCCCCGAAUAUGGGACGUAACAAACGUUAUGCAUUCGAAUAAAAAUGCUGUGGAGCAGGCCUGGGUGCACAUAAGCAAUUCCGUUAGCAAAACGGUUAGUGAGUGCAAUCUGGAUGGAUUAACUUACGGGAGCUAUCGCUUUCACGCCAAAGUGGCCCGCAAGCACAAAAGUGGUAGCGCUGGUGGAGAAACGCUGGAGGAGCCUUUUUUUCAGACGCGAUUGAUUGGGAGUUUGCUGAAGAAAUGGCAACUUUGCCGAAUAUAUCACACAAAAGAACAGCUUUCACAAGUCCAUCGUUUGAAGAUUUUGAUUCAUCUACCCCGAUAAAUAGAGCGAAUGUGGAGGUGUUAAGUGUUCCGCAAUAUGAUUAUAAUCCAACACCCACCACAAGUAGUCGGACGUUUAGCAGAAGCCAAAAUGACGAGGCAUGGAAUCGGUUCAACAACAUUUUAAAGAAGCAAGAAGAUUUGGUAGCAGCAAAGAACAACUCACCUUAUGCACAAGUCUUUGCUAGUUUUGACUGGUUGUUGAAUAAGCUUCCACGGUCAGUUGGUGAUGAUAUGUAUAUUGAAUUUUUAUCUUUUUAUACUCACUUACCUUCUGAUUAGUUAUGAAAUAAA
Molecule: messenger RNA, 1020 nt
Organism: Bactrocera neohumeralis
Lineage: Eukaryota; Metazoa; Arthropoda; Insecta; Diptera; Tephritidae
Exons: 4
Coding region: 643-1008 (121 amino acids)
Source: RefSeq, a predicted model, not a curated record